Messenger RNA from Somion occarium, 619 nucleotides. Lineage: Eukaryota; Fungi; Basidiomycota; Agaricomycetes; Polyporales; Cerrenaceae. The record is from the annotation of a GenBank genome assembly.
AGCUUGACAAACUAUCAUACAGUCCUUCGUUGAAUUGCAGCCAUAGGAUGGAGAAUCCUCAUGCAGAAAGGCAAAAUGUUCUGCUUCAGCGUAUCAUCAAGAACGUUGAUAAAUGCACCGAGAAUAUUCUCGAGCUAAACCAUUGCCUUGACGAGAUUGUUCGAGCGAACGAUCGUGUGGUAACCGCCGCAGAUUUAGUCACUAAGUACCGCAAAAACGUGCAAUACAACCUUGAGGCAAUGCGCAGCAGCGAACCAUAAGAUCGUGCCGACAAAUAAUACCCGUGUUGCAUCUUAUACCGGAAUCUCCAGCAGUGCGUACAUUCUCGGCACUGGAGUACAAAUAUUCUCAAGCGACUACAUAGGAUCUUCGAGCAAUUGUUUCUAGGUAUCCUUGUUAAGGCUGUCAUUUUUUGCGCGUCUUGUAUCAUUUGUGGAUGAUGAUGGCGACACGUUCGACUUGCGGUUCCAUCCGUCCAACUUGGAAAUGAAGACAAAUCUAUAUCGGCAAACCUUUUCUACGAUAUUUCUACUUUUAUAGACCUUCUCUAUAUACCAGCAUGUACAGUAUGGGCUUUAAGAACAACACCCAACCCUAGUCUGUUCUUGGGUGCUGAACC